Messenger RNA from Closterium sp. NIES-65, 438 nucleotides. NCBI's taxonomy places the organism in Eukaryota, Viridiplantae, Streptophyta, Zygnematophyceae, Desmidiales, Closteriaceae. The record is from the annotation of a GenBank genome assembly.
AUGCCCAGUUUUCCGUUCUUGAGCCACACCAACCUUCUCCCUACACCCCCCCUCUCUUCGACACCCUCUCCCCCUCUCCCCGUCUUCCCCAUCACCCUCGUCCCCUCUUCCCAUCCUCCCCUCUCCCCCUCUUCCCAUCCUCCCCUCUCCCCCUCUUCCCAUCCUCCCCUCUCCCCCUCUUCCCCUACUCCCCUCUCCCUUUCGUCCCUUCUCACCUUCUCCUCCUCUCCGUUUCUCGCUCUCCCCCUCGUCCCCUUCCCAGUGGCCGCUCUUCACACCAUAGCUUCGUCCCUCGCCUCCUCCAACCCCUUCUUCCACGCUUGGGCUGGGAACGACCCUUGCGCUGCUGCCCCCGCUGCUGCUGCUGCUGCUGCUACUGCUGUCCCUGCUGCUGUCCCCGCUGCUGCCUCCUCUGCUGCUGCUGCUUCUAUGCCUUGA